This is a messenger RNA of Carica papaya (papaya), 354 nucleotides long. Its product is annotated as forkhead box protein G1. The record is from RefSeq and is a predicted model, not a curated record. Lineage: Eukaryota; Viridiplantae; Streptophyta; Magnoliopsida; Brassicales; Caricaceae.
AUGGCUUUCGGCGUUUUUACAUCUCUACUCCACAGAUUCAGCUCGAGGUGGCCCCUGCUACUCUACGCUGCCAUGUGGACCAUUCUCCUUACUGCGGCGGUGGUCUUAGCUUCUUUCUCGCCGGAACUCGCUUACGCAUCGGCGUUAUUGCCGUCGUCGUAUUUCUCGCGGUCGUGUGAAAGAGAUGGUUUUAUUAGGGUUCCGCUGGAGGUCGGCGGAGAGAUUGUUUGUUUGCCGGCUUCCAUGGUCGGUAGAUCGAAGCUUGAUUGGAUUGUUCCUCCGAUUUUUGCUGCAGUGAUUGUGGCCGGAUCUGCCUGGGCGGUCCGAGCCAUGUGUCCGUGGGAGAUUGAUUGA